Racocetra fulgida is the source of this 417-nucleotide messenger RNA. NCBI's taxonomy places the organism in Eukaryota, Fungi, Glomeromycota, Glomeromycetes, Diversisporales, Gigasporaceae. The record is from the annotation of a GenBank genome assembly.
AUGGAUGAACUACUGGAUGAAGAACUUUUUGGUCCUGGCCAUUUUUCAGAUAGUGAACUAGAAGUAGAUAACAUGAUAAAUGGGGCAGAAAGUCAUGAAAAUGGUUCACAAAUUUCAUCUAAUAAUGAACCUCAAAAAACUGUAUUUCCCUCGAUACCAGGGUUGUUCCUUUAUAAGAAUUUAUUAACUCAAGAGCAACAAAAUAGGCUUGUUGAUGCAAUUAUUAAUGAAGGCUAUUUUGAGAGACCGGAAUCAAAUCAAGCAAUGUGUUUUGCUACGGAUCCUAAUGAAGUAAUUUCAGUCAUUCUUCGACCUGGAGAUGUUCUUGCAAUGAGUGGACCUGCUCGUUACGAUUGGGCACAUGGCAUUGAAGCUACUAAAAUCGAUAUAGUUGGAAACGAGAGAAUUGUUCGAAAA